AUGUAUUCCGAAUGUUGGAUAUUUUUUAUUCUAAUUAUUUUGAGUAAUGGUAAUCAAACAAAUAAAUCAACUACAUUACAUAUUGGUGCAUUAUUUGAUUUUGAUCAUUUAUCAAAAGACAAUGGUCGACAUGAAUUACAAGCAGCUCAAAUAGCUAUUGAAGAAAUAAAUUUUCGUCAAAAAGAUUUAUUCAAUGGUCUUUAUACACUUACAUUAUUAUCAAAUAAUUCUCGAUGUGAUCCAAUUUAUGCUGUUGAUGCUUUCUUUCAUGCAAUUUUUCGUCGUCCACAAUUACAUUUUCUUGUUGGUACAUCAUGUUCAAAUGAAACAAAAGCUGUCAUUCAAGUUGCUGAUUAUUAUAAUUUAAUUUUAUUUUCACAUUCAACAUCAUUUAUUUCUCAAGCUAAUGAAUCAUAUUCAACAUUAGUAAGACUUUCUGUAUCCGAUGAAAAUUAUAAUGAUGCUCGUGUAGCUUUUAUUAAAUAUAAUAAUUGGUCACAUGUAGCUAUUAUUCAUCAAGAUUCAAUUGAACAUUCUCUUAUGAUGGCAAAAUUAGCUAAACAUUUAAAUGAAUCAAAUAUAAAUGUUAUACUUACUCAAAGUGCAUCAUGGCUUAAUCUUACAUCAGCAUUACAAAAUCUUCAAGAAAAAAAAGCUCGUAUUAUCUUUGUUAAUUUUGAUACAUCAUUUCGUGCUAUAUUUUUUUGUGAAGUAUAUCGUACAUUUAUUAAAGAAUUACGUGAACGUUAUGUAUGGAUAUUAACUGGUAAUGAUUAUGAUUUAUGGAAUUUUUCAAGAAAUAAUUGUACAAAACAAGAAAUUCUUCAUGCAGCUCGUGGUCAUAUUAUUAUUGAUAGUUCAUAUAAAAGAAAAUCAAGUUUAAUUAAUCCAAAUAUGACAGCACAUCAAUUACAACAAAAACUUCAUGUAAAUGGUCAUCUUGAUAGGCAAACGUUGCAUGCUUAUGAUGCUAUAUGGGUAAUUGCACUUUUAAUACGAACGUCUUUAGAUCUCAAUAUAUCGGUUGAUGAAUUUACUUAUAACUCAGUGCAUAUAAGAGAUGAUUGGUUAAAUUUAAUAGAACAAAUACAUUUUCUUGGUGUUUCUGGACCUGUUUCAUUUCGAAAUCGUCAACGACAAGCUGAAACAAUUAUAAGUCAAUUUCAAAUUGAUUUAUAUCGACCAAAAAUUCGUACUAUUGCUGAAUAUUCACAUCUAUCAGAAUUUAAUAUCAAUUGUUCGAAAUGUCGAUCAUUAAUUUGGCCAAAUACAAUUCCAGUAGAUACAGAACGAAGUGAAAUUCGACGAGUUGUUUUAAAAAUUGCUGAAAUUAUAUUUAUUAGUGUAGCUUGUAUAUUUGGUCUUGCUUUAGCCAUUUUCUUUUUAACAUUCAAUAUUAUUCAUCGACAUGAACGUUAUAUCAAAUUAUCAAGUCCUAAAUUAAAUAAUGUAAUGGUUAUUGGUGCAAUGCAUAUUCAUAUAGCUAUAUUUCUUUUUGGUUUUGAUCAAUGGUUUCUUGAACAUAAUAUUCUUGGACAUGCAUGCAUAUUACGUAUAUUUCUUUUUUCUGGUGGAUUUUCAUUAACAUUUGGUUCAAUGUUUUUAAAAACUUUACGAGUUUAUCGUAUAUUUACAUCACAUGAUCGACCAUUACUUCAUUCAAAACUUUUACAAGAUUAUUAUUUAUUACUUAUAUGUUCACAUAUCUAUAGUAUUGAUGUUAUUUGUACAAUUAUUUGGCAAUUUCUUGAUCCACAUUUUAUAGAAUUUACUUAUGGAUCGAUUCGACGCCUUGAUAUGGAUACAGUUGUUUCGGAUGAAAUUUAUCAUUGUAAUUCCAAAUAUCGUCAAAAAAUUUUACCAUUUAUUUAUUUCUAUAAAUCUUUAUUUCUUAUUAUUGGUGGUUAUUUAGCUGCUAAAACUCGUCAUGUUCAUAUAUCAGCAUUAAAUGAUUCAAAAUUUAUUGUUUGGAGUAUAUAUAUUGUUGUAUUAACUAGUCUAUUUACUUUUAUUGUAAUGAUAUCAAUAAGAAAUUUACAUACAUAUAUUGUUUUAUGUUUUGUUGUUAUUAUAAUGACAAAUAUUAUUAUAUGUGUUGUAUUUUUACCUAAAGUUUUAAAAUUAAAAAAUCAAUAUCGAGAAGAAAUUCUUUCAAAAGAAUUAUAUAUGGAUGAUUCACGUACAAGACGUUUAGCUGUUGAAAUAAGUUAUUUUGAAGCAUAUCGUUAUGCACAAUUACAAAAUCGAGAACUUAAAACCGAACUUGUUCGAGUAAGUUUUAUGUUAUUAUUAUUUUUAUAAAAUACAAUAAUGAAAAAGAAGUAUUAAAGUAUAUAGAGUACAAAUUUUCACAGACAAGAUCAAUAGACAUUCCCAGGUUGAAGAUUCCGGAGACCGGAACCUGCAG
Molecule: messenger RNA, 2407 nt
Organism: Rotaria sp. Silwood1
Lineage: Eukaryota; Metazoa; Rotifera; Eurotatoria; Philodinida; Philodinidae
Source: the annotation of a GenBank genome assembly